Messenger RNA from Bradysia coprophila, 3654 nucleotides. RefSeq names its product NAD(P) transhydrogenase, mitochondrial-like. Lineage: Eukaryota; Metazoa; Arthropoda; Insecta; Diptera; Sciaridae. The record is from RefSeq and is a predicted model, not a curated record. Gene Ontology annotation, biological process: proton transmembrane transport; NADPH regeneration. Gene Ontology annotation, molecular function: NADP binding; oxidoreductase activity. Gene Ontology annotation, cellular component: mitochondrial inner membrane.
AGAGAGUUGCCAGCCAGUCAAGCAGAGUGACUCUUGCCGAUUGCGUGCUGGUUUGUUUAGCGAAAUAUUUUUAGUUUAGAAUUAAAUAUAAUUUUCAAAUUGUUGGCUGAAAGUUGGGUGUCACAGUGGUUUUGUGUUCGAUUAAAAAAAAAGCAACCAUUUGACAAGUAAUCGGUAUCAACAUGACCUUGGGCGUGUUACGUCUCUGCUCCAUGAGUGGUGGACGGUUUCUCUACGUAACAAGACCAAUAAAUCCAUCCAGAUUCCUUUCCGGCACUGCGAGACUAUUCCAAAAAGAUGCCAAACCAGCAGCGGUAGUGAAAGGAGUACCAUACAACAACUUGAAGAUUGGUGUACCCAAAGAGAAAUGGGUUAAUGAGAGGCGUGUGUCGGUUACACCGGCUGUAACAGCAACAUUUGUGAAAAAUGGAUUUACCGUUCAAGUGGAGGCUGGUGCUGGAUUCGAAGCCAAAUUCAGAGAUCAAGAUUAUAUUGAUGCCGGGGCGAAAAUUGUCGAUGCUCAAACGGCCUUUCAGUCAGAUAUCGUGUUGAAAGUGAGACAGCCAAUGGACAAUGAAAUUCCGUUGAUUAAAGAGAACGCCACAUUGGUGUCAUUCUUAUACCCAGCCCAAAAUAAAGAUUUGGUCAGUAAACUCGCUGAACGUAAAAUCAAUGCAUUUGCAAUGGAUUGCAUUCCGAGAAUAUCAAGAGCUCAAGUAUUUGAUGCAUUAAGUUCCAUGGCAAAUAUUUCGGGCUAUCGAGCGGUCAUCGAAGCUGCAAAUCACUUCCCAAGAUUCUUUACCGGACAAAUUACAGCGGCUGGCAAAGUUCCACCUGCGAAAAUUUUAGUAAUUGGUGGUGGUGUUGCUGGUCUAGCCGCUUGUGGACAGGCAAAAGGUAUGGGUGCUAUUGUACGAGCUUUCGACACACGGGCAGCUGUUAAGGAGCAAGUCGAGAGUAUGGGUGCAGAAUUUUUGACCAUCAACAUUGAGGAAGAAGGUGGCACUGCUGGUGGCUAUAGUAAAGAAAUGAGUCAAGCGUUCUUGGAUGCAGAACAUGAACUCUUUGCAAAGCAAUGCAAAGAGGUCGAUGUGAUUAUAACAACAGCGUUGAUUCCCGGCAAAAAAGCCCCAUUGUUGAUUCUCGAGGAACACGUCAAGUCCAUGAAGCCUGGCAGCGUUAUUGUUGAUUUGGCCGCUGAAAGUGGUGGAAAUGUUGCUACAACAGUCCCUGGAAAAGUGGUCACUAUCCAUGAUGUUGUACACAUUGGUCUUACUGAUUUGUCCAGUCGUUUGCCAACACAAAGUUCGACACUGUACGCUAACAAUGUCUCCAAAUUCCUCUUGUCAAUUGGAGAACAGAAACAUUUCAAUAUCAACUUGGAAGAUGAAGUGGUUCGCGGCAGUAUCGUGCUGAACGAUGGAGCUCUAAUGUGGCCUCCACCAGUGAUACCAGUAGCAGCAGCACCACCGCCACCAAAGACUGGAGCAGCGAUAGUUCAAGCUGAACCACCAAAUCCUUUCAAUGAAGUUUUGAAGAGCAGUCUUACGUACACAGCUGGCUUAGGUGGACUGUUGGCAUUAGGAUACGCAUCGCCAGGACCUGCAUUUACCACAAUGAUGACCACAUUUGGUCUGUCCGGAAUCGUUGGAUACCAUACGGUUUGGGGCGUUACACCAGCUCUGCAUUCACCACUUAUGUCCGUUACAAACGCGAUCUCUGGUAUCACGGCCGUUGGUGGACUACUCCUAAUGGGUGGUGGUGUUGUUCCAUCAAACGUAACCGAAACAUUGGCCGCAAGCGCUGCACUCAUUUCAUUCAUCAACAUUUUUGGUGGAUUCCAAGUUACCCAAAGAAUGCUUGAUAUGUUCAAACGUCCUACCGAUCCACCAGAGUACAAUGCAUUGUAUGGUAUUCCAGCAGCCGUAUUCUUAGGCGGAUACGGAUAUGCUGCUCUCUCAGAAAUGCCAGAAAUUCAUCAAAUGGCUUACUUAGCAGCUAGUUUGUGCUGUGUUGGCGCUCUCGCUGGUCUUUCUUCUCAAAAGACAUCGAGAUUGGGAAAUACUCUUGGAAUGAUUGGUGUGACUGGUGGAAUUGCGGCCACACUUGGCCAAAUAGCUCCAUCUCUUGACGUUCUCCUGCAAAUGGCAGGUGUUGCUGCAAUCGGCGGUGGUAUCGGCGGAAUAAUUGCCAAAAAAAUUCAAAUAACAGAUUUGCCACAAUUGGUCGCCGCUUUCCACAGUUUGGUUGGAAUGGCUGCCGUUCUUACGUGCGUUGCAACAUAUAUGCACGAUUUUCCCUCAUUGGCCACAGAUCCAGCAGCGAAUGUCCUGCGAACAGCUCUGUUUUUGGGUACAUACAUCGGUGGUGUUACAUUCAGUGGAUCAUUGGUUGCUUACGGAAAACUACAAGGAAUCUUGAAUUCAUCUCCGUUAUUGUUGCCUGGCCGUCAUUAUAUAAAUGGUGGUUUAUUGGCUGGUAACGCUUUAGCGAUGGGCGCGUUCUACAUGGAUCCUUCAUUUACGGAAGGGCUAGGAUUACUUGGCGCCACAGCAGCUAUGUCAACUGCGAUGGGAGUUACAUUAACUGCCGCUAUUGGCGGUGCUGAUAUGCCUGUUGUUAUCACAGUUCUCAACUCGUAUUCUGGCUGGGCCCUGUGCGCAGAAGGUUUCAUGUUAAACAACAAUUUGAUGACAAUCGUCGGCGCUUUGAUUGGAUCAUCUGGUGCCAUUCUCUCGUACAUUAUGUGCAAAGCCAUGAACCGUUCACUGCCAAACGUUAUUCUUGGUGGAUAUGGAACAUCAUCAACUGGUGGCGGUAAGGCUAUGGAAAUAACUGGAACCCACACCGAAGUGAAUGUCGAGGGUUGCGUUGAUUUGAUUAAAAAUGCGAGAAACAUAAUUAUCACACCCGGCUACGGUUUGUGUGUAGCCAAAGCUCAAUAUCCGAUUGCUGAAAUGGUUUCCAUUUUAAAGUCGAAGGGAAAGAAUGUUCGUUUCGGUAUCCAUCCAGUGGCGGGUCGUAUGCCUGGUCAAUUGAACGUGCUAUUGGCCGAAGCUGGUGUGCCAUAUGAUGACGUAUUGGAAAUGGAGGAAAUUAACGAUGACUUUGGAGAGACUGACCUCACAUUGGUCAUCGGAGCCAACGACACAGUGAAUAGUGCAGCCGAAGAUGAUCCUAACUCAAUUAUUGCCGGCAUGCCUGUGCUGAAAGUGUGGAAAUCAGAGCAGGUGGUUGUAAUGAAACGAUCACUGGGUGUUGGAUAUGCUGCCGUUGAUAAUCCAAUUUUCUAUAAGGCGAACACUUCCAUGCUUUUGGGAGACGCAAAGAAAACAUGUGAUGCUUUGUUAACCAAAAUUAAGGAGACUUAUGCAUAAAAAGGGAGGGAUGUCUAACGCUGGUCGGACACGGAAGGUGAACGUAAUUUCUUUUUUAAUAACAUUUUUUUGUGUUUGAUUGGAAGUGAAAACUAUUAGGCAAAUUAUGUACCGAAAAAUUAUGAUGAUGCAAGCGAAACAUUUUAAUUAAUAAAUCAAUUUAGGGGAUUAAGGAUAAAGAUGAAUUGUAUUUUUAAAUGAAAGUCUAUGUAUAAAACAAAAUGAAAAUUAAGAUUUAACGUUAAGAAUGAAUUUUAAAUUAAAUAAAAAAAAAAUA